Molecule: messenger RNA, 2334 nt
Organism: Alternaria infectoria
Lineage: Eukaryota; Fungi; Ascomycota; Dothideomycetes; Pleosporales; Pleosporaceae
Exons: 3
Coding region: 1-2334 (777 amino acids)
Source: RefSeq, a predicted model, not a curated record
AUGCAACCAGAACCGAUGUCGCUCGAACAACUGGAGCAAAUCCUAGACAAGAACGAAACCGUCGCGCCCUCGACAAUCGAUGCCAUUGAGUAUCACGCUGCGAAACUUGGCCACCGGGUCACGGACAACUACGAGGCCUUGAAUAUGAUUGUACUUCGCCACGAACUCUUGAUAAGAAAGAGAUGGAUCAAGAUGUCGCGCCACAAACGUCGUGCUUUACUGCUCGCUAUAAUGCCACACAUGCCUCAAGAUCAUCUUUCUCAGGCUCUGACUAGCACGAUACCUUUCAUCAACCUCAAAAGUCUUACACAGAGCAGACCCUUGCUUGCAUUCAUAAAUGCACGAGGUCGUAAACUGCCUUGGACCUUCGCAUGUAUUGAGGAAGAGUUUCUCGUUCUAGGCAGGACGGUCCCAUGUACCGAUCUAGAGUUCUGCGAAGGAGUCGGUAUCAUGUUCUCCCGAGACCCCGAUCCAGCAACUUACGGCAAGAUCAUUCGAGAUCGACUCCCCGGACAGGACUCACGCGCUACCGAGGACUACUUCGAGAUGUGCGCACGAUCAAGUAUUCGAGUGCUAAAGAUGCAGGAGUACAUACUGAGCUUCCUGGUUCAAUGUAUUACUGCCAUUCUGCAUGACAUUCCAUGGGAGCAGUUGUUCGAUCAUCCAAUCCAAGACGAGCCUCCGCCGGUAGACUUGCUUGAGGAUGAUGAAAUUGGACAUGCGACUUUCUCUAAUGUCCUGCUGGCUGCACCAUACCUUGGAUGGGACUCUGUCAAUUUCGUAAGACUCCAGGGUUACGUCAGCGCUAUCUUGGAUGCGCAGAAAGAGCACAUUCGAGCAAUGAGGGAAGACCCAGGCUACUUCGCGGAUACACUGUGGGAGUUCGAGCAGCAUGCACCUUAUAAAGAUCAGGACGCUUUGCUACAGCCUUUUCAGCGAGGUAGCAUUGACAGAUACCAGAGUGCAUGCAUGAUGUACAUUCUCGACGAGGCAUACAGCAUGUUUUCGUUUUGGACUGAGAUUGAUCGUCGGGUCGCACAGCUUCCCGAUGUCUUGAAGAGCGACAUGAGUCUUCAUGAUCAGGCUCACAUAGUCGGGGAAGCGCGGCUAGCAGUCAAAAGCACGAAGAAUGUGCUUAUGACGAAGCUCGACAACGUUACAUUCAAUGCGCCAAGAAUUCGCGAGUUUCUACACCCCAAAACCAAUACCGAAACGGGAGAAGUACAUUUCGUACCGAAGAAGCCUUUUUCCAGCGCACAGAGAGACUUAGUGGACGAACUGAGUGGUAUGAGUACCCUAUCAACUCCGGCACUUGUUUCUUUAGCUCUAGAAAGAUUGGAUCAUCGACUUCGAACGAGCCCCGAAGCUACCAGUAUGAUGUCCAGUAGGCUUCUGAACCUGAUCACGGAUACGUCAGUUCUCUCAGAAUGUCUUCGCCAGUUUUCAUUAUGGGAGAAGUCACCAAAAGUCGCGGCCGAACGUUGCCAUCACACGUGUACGUACCAAUUGAUGCUGAGCGAGGUGGAGGAGUUCCAACAAUGGAACAAGAAGAUCCAUGAUUACGCUGUCCCAAUGGGAAUUGUACAACCUUUCAGGGAGAAGCUUAACUAUCCAGUCCAUAAGCGGAGGACGCGCGAGAACGUUAACGCUGUACGGCAAGCCGAGGCCAACUUGGAUCAGCUCUGGGCUAUGAUUGAUGAAUACUUUGAGAAGCAGACGGGCGUCUCUCAACACCGACUAAUUCGAGAGUGCCUACAAGAAGGUGGAGAUGUUUAUCGGACUCCUCCUUGGGUCGAUCCAGUUGCCAUCAAACUCACACCAAAGGAGAAGCCUGAGUAUGUGUACCAGCCGCUGUCUCGCAUGGUACACAGCAAGACGCUAGAGAUUACGGGCGCAUUUGAUCGCAUGGCCAUCGAGGAGAAGACAAAGGCCAAGACUCGCGGCGAUACUAUUACCGUCGCCCACGACUUGGCUGCACUGCCACCCGAUAGCAACGCCACUGCCACCCCACAGCCAACCAUUCUCGUCGACCAGCGCGCACACAAGGUCUUCAAGACGCUCUUUCAUACACCCACUUCCGAGACUGGCGACUUACCCAAGGGUGUGAAGUGGGUCGAGUUCAAGCGAGCUAUGGCACGCGUCGGGUUCUCAGUUGAGAAGCUCCAGGGCUCAGCCUGGCAGUUUGCACCUGGAGAUGCAUUGGAUGCUGAUCGAAACAUACAGUUUCACGAGCCGCAUCCCGGCAGCGACAUUCCGUACAUCAUGGCCAAGCGCUUUGGACGGCGGCUAGCGCGUGUCUAUGGCUGGAGUGGCGACACCUUCAAGCUUGGAUAA